GUAAAAACAUCUGAACCGACAAAUUGUGUGGUCGAUGACCAGUCACUUAAAGAAAACAGAAAAGGCAAGAGCAAAAAAUUUUGUCUCGAGGUUUUAUUACGGAAGACGAUUUCUAUGGCGAAACUUUUAAUCGAUGGAAACGACUGCUUGUAGAGGUGAAAAUCAAUGGUAGCAAAUCAAAGAACUACCGAUUUUUUAAGAUUAGCUGGAAAACUUCCUGACGAUCCAAAAUCGGUAGAUCCACGGAGGACUUCACCUUUUCCGAUCUAUUUAGGCAUCCAUGAGAAAAACGAUGAGUUUGAGAUGGUUGACGAACUUCACCUUUUCAGCUCUCUUUGACAAAGUCUUAAGAAGAUUUGAAAAAUCACAAAAAGGACUAGUAUACUUUUGGAGAAAAUAUUCAUAUUCCAACUGCGAAGAUUAUGGGUUUCAUUCUUCUAUGGAUAACUUGUUUUUAAAAUAAAAGAUAAGUUAUUUCCAGAUACUUUGUUUUCUUUUACAUUAAUAUAAAUCAUAAUUUGCAUAUAAAUAUAGCAUGAUUAUUUUAUUAAUAUGUGACUGAAUUUUACAUUUGACAGCUACGAUAAAUUUGGAUCCGGAAAAAUACGUUGGAAGUGAACAUUUACCAUCACCAAAAGGGAGAUCAUGGUGAUACCAAAAAAAACUCACAUUUUCAUCGGAUAGCACGAUCUCAAGGGUGUCUUCAUGCACUGUGUUGUACUGCUUCCAAAAAUGGAAAGGAUAAAAGGGAGAAUAAAUGGACAAAUAUGGUUUUAUACCAUAGGGACAACUAUGUUGUUUUUAUGUUCCGUUUUGGCGAUUUUCCCUAUUUACAAUUCGGUUGGUACAUAUAUCUUUAUAAUAUCUACGUUUUAAAGGAACAAAAAUUUUGUGUAGUUAUUACGUAUGUUUCAUGGCCAAGCUAAACGAUUUAAUGCAUCCUCCCUGAUUUAAAAUAUAUACUGUUAGUGAAAAUGUACAUAUCUUAAGAAUAUUUACAAUUCGGUUGGUACAUAUAUUUUUAUAAAAUCUACUCCCUCCGUUCCUUAAAGAUACAUAUUCUAGAAAAAAAAUUUGUUUCUAAAAAAUUUAUUUUUUACAUUUUCAAUGCAUGUUUUAUUAACUAAUUGUAAAUUUCAAAAAUCUUAAUUGCACUAAUUGAUGUUUUAUUGGCUUAAAAUUGUAGAAAGAAGAUAAACACCAAAAAUUAUGCAAAUUUAAUGUGUUUUAUUAAAAUGUGUGAAAAAACUAGAAUAUGGAUCUUUUAGAAACAGAGUGAGUAUGAUUUAAAGAAAUAAUAUUUUUGAGUAGUUAUUAUGUAUUCUUCAUGGCCAAGCUAAACGAUUCAAUGCAUUCUCAAUGAUUUUAAAGAAUAGUCAGAUAAUUAUUUUUUAUGCAAAAACCAGAUAGUUAACAGCUCGUAACAAAUUUGGAAUAUACCAUUGGAACCGAAUUCUUAAAUUAUCCAUGAGUUGUUAGUCAAAAACAUUAAAAAUGAGCAUUUUUUUUUUUUUCCUAAUUUAAAUCGACAUCUACCACAGAUACUAUCUGAAUUUUGGAAUAUACUUUAAAAAUAAGAUAUUAUCAAAAAAUAUUGUUGAUAGCAUUUUCGUGAAAAUUUUACUAAUUGGUAAAUGAUAUACAAACUUUUUAGGGGUUGGAUUGUUGGGGUUUAGGGUUAGGGAGAAGAACACUACACUAUUGUUAUGAUUUAGUUUAGGUAUGUUGGGGGUAUAGAUUACAUAAUAUAUAAUUAAUGUUUUGUAUUUGGUGAAGUUAACGAAAUGUUUUGAACUGGUUUGGUUUAUGCAUUAUGGGGGUUAGAUAGAAAUUUUAAGGAUUUGCUUUAACUAAGUAACAUUAGAUUACACUCAAUAUUUAGUAAGCUAUAUUAUAUAACGUAUUAAUAAAAUUUGUUAGGAAAAAUGGGUUUACGUUAAAUAUUUUGUUAAGAGACGGGGCCUAUCGAAGAAAGACAUUCAAUAUGUCAUGUUCCACCACGUUUGGGUCUGCAUUCAAAAACCCAACGUCAAUAAGCAAGAGCCAAUAUAACAGGAAGAAAACUAAAGAUAUAAAAUAACGGAAAUGCCCUUUAAUGAAGUUAACGAUUUCUAUUGGAAAUGAAUGGCAUAUGUAGUAAGUAUAAAGGUUUAAAAUAGAUAGGAUCAUGGUUUAAUAGUAUAGUUUUUACGAAACUCGUCUAUUAUGUUUCACUUCUUUUGCGUGAACGUUGUUAACGUCAUUCAUAAAGUAACAAGUCUGUAAUCAUUUAUCGGUUUUUUCUUGGUCAACCAUUUAACGUUUAUUUGUAUGAAUUGUUUUUGCAAUAAGGUUGAUUGAUAUGACAAUGCAUGCUAGUUAGUUAGUUUCUGACAAGCUAGUUACUUACGGGUGACUGUCGUAUUUCUGACAACCUAGCAAAUACAGGUGGGAGGGACCAGAUCGUGUUUCACUAUUCGUAUAUAGGCCCGAAUGCUAACAUACCGAACAACUAUGACAUAAAUACGGUUUAAAUAGUAACAAAAAUAUAUGUAUCUAUAUAUCUAUAAAUAAAUAGAUAUAUAGUAUAUAUAGAGUUUUUUUUGUUACUAUUGACAGCGGUGCGGUGCGGACGGUUGAUUACCACUCAGAGCUACAAUAGAUUCUAGAUAACUGGUUAAUGACUAUCAAUUUAAAUAUUAAAAUAGGUAUAGAUAUUUAGAUCUAGAUUAGUAAAAAAUAAACUAAAAUUAAAAAAUAUAUAUAUAUAUAUUGAAAGUAAUUAUAAAUGCUAAAUUUUAAAUUUAUAAAAAUAUAGAUAUGCUAUAAUAAAAAUGAAAAUAUAAUAUUAUAAAGUUGAUUUAUUAAUAAAUAUUAAUACAAUAAGAAAUUAAUGAUAAACUUUAAAGAAUAUAUUUAAAAUUUAAAAUUCUAAUAUAGAUAUUCAGACUUAGAAAUAAGAUACAUGGAUCCAAAUCCAUGAUUCAAAUCUGAAUAUCCUUACUUUAAAAAUUAAAAUUAAAUAUAUAUAUUUAUUUAUUAAAUAUCAAAUUUAUUGAUCAAAAUUGCACAUUUACAAGUAGGUGGAUAUGUCUCUAUUCGACUAAAAACAAAUAAAAGAAUUAGACGCAACCCUUCCUAACGUUAAUUAACCUCAAACCAUCUUCGCAUCAUCUCCUCCGACGGAUGAUCCUUGGUGUAACGAAGUGAUGAUAUCUGAUUCCUAAUCUGCUUAUCUAUGUUUCGAGUGAGCUUUUCCGUCGUGACCCACACACCACUAUGCCUUCGUGAGUUUCGCUCUUUCCAGACAAAGUAAAAGUCAUCCUCCUAAGCACAUGAUCAAUACGACUUCGAACAAGUUUCAAGAGUGAAGCUAUUGUAUCGUUCCAAUCAGGGGUGAUAACGCUAUGUAUAUAUUUUUGACAAAUCUGAAAUUUUAUUUUCUACAUUCGGAUCUAUUUUCUAAGAUAUUCGUAUUUUUUUUAUCAAAGAUAUUCGUAUUGAUGAACUGCAUUUUAUCCUUAUUAAUUUAAUAUAGUCAAAUAAUCAUAUAAAAAUAAAGUGUGUGAUUUUAUCUUAUAUCUUCAAUGACAUUUUCCACGGAUCAAUAUUUUUAUUUACCCGAAUGAACUUAUGGUUUAGUUUGAAAAUUGGUUCAUGUGCAUUUUUAUUCAAUUUAUAAUUUUCAUAAAAAUAUAUAACUUUAUUAAAAUAAUCUAGACAAAAUUGGAAAACAAAUCUGUUUUUAUAUAUUUCCCCAUGUCUAUUUAAAAAUAUGAUUUCUUAUAUCCUUUUUUGUGCUGCUAAAUAAAGGAUUUCAUUAUUACAUGAAAAAGAUAGAAUUCUAAAAUAUUAGAAACGUUACGCCAUCAAAUACGAAACCCAUUAUUAUUAUUCGGAGUCGUUGAGAGUUGCGAAUUACACGCAAUUAAUUAAUAAAAAUAAAAAAACCUUGUAUAUAUAUAUAUAUAUAAUAUAAGUUAUAACUAGAGUCCAAAAAAAAAAUAAACCACAAUAAAUAGAUAAAGAAGAGAUACAGUUGUAGCCUUGUUCUAGGGUUCUUCUUAUUGGCCGCGCAAAUCAUCGCGCCGCUUCUCUCUCUUUUCUUUUCUUCUCUCACAGAUCUCUAACUCACGCUCCCCGAAUUGAAUCCUCCUCUGAUUCUCAACGUGUUCUUUUAUGUAAACAAAGGAAUCUGUAGAUCUAGCGAAUCGUAUUUGAUCAUCGUCUGUGUGAAUCUGAUAAACGGAUAAUCGAAUUACCUGGAAAAAAAAUAAAUUCGAUUUUUCUUUUGUUUACUGGAUUAGAUCUUUGAGAUUAAUAUGAAUAUUAUGAAGAGAUCGAAGAAAUCGAGGGUUUCAUGGCCAUCAGGUCCUAAGCUUUGUCAGGUUAAGCUGUUUCGAACAGAGGACUGUCCUGCUAAAGUUGCAUCUCAGGCACAUCGUCAUACCCACCCAAAGCAAUCAAUAAGCAAACCUCGAGUGCCAGAUCUUCCACCUGGUUUCGAAGGAAACCACUAUGCAGAGAAGCUGAGUGUCUCAACCAUUCCUCGGAUCAAAUGGAAACGACCUUCUAAGUUCAUAGUCAGUGGUACUUGGCUAAUGGGAGAUGGUGGCGAGAGCACAGAAAGGAGAACUGAAAACUUGAGGAUUUCUAAAGUGUUGGAAGCCAUCUAUCCUCAUCGCUCUACCAUCCCUUCUCGACCCUCUGUUUCACCGGUUGUUGAAGCGGAAAGCUUUGACGACAGCAAAACGCCCACCAUUCGUCUCACUCCAAUCGAGGACGAGUCUGAAUCUUCAGAGGAAUCAUCCAACACUACCGCAAGCAAGCAAAGUUCGUUGGAGACCAAACCUUCAAUCCAAGGACUGGUUUCUGGUCCUGCACCAGAGUUGAGCCUGGCUGCUGCUUCUGCAGCUCUUGCUGCACUGAUGAAAACCAAGGAACAAGGGAGUAUGAUUGAUCCUCAUCUACUUAUCAAACUCCUCAGCAACCCGAAAAUGAUCAAGCAUCUGAUCACUGACACAACAGGUAAAUCCUCUGAACCUAAGAAUCAGCCCCUUGAGACUAAUACCAUCAACCCUACUAGGCUUGUUGCUGAACAUGCCACUCCCUUACCCAUGACAAAGCCACAGCCAACAAUAAUACCUCAAAAACAGGGUUUCACAGCUUCUCAGCCUUUUACUAACCCUGAGCAGAGACGAGUGUCUCCACCUAAGCCUGUAAACCAAAACAUAUCCCCUCUGAAUCAAGUCCCGGUUAGUAUACCAAUGUCUGUUCAACCAUGUGUUAUUAGUAUAGCUACGCAACCACCUCUUCCGGCUCGUCUCCCGUCGAGUUCUCUACCAAUGAACGUUAACCCCCACCAGAGACCUCCACGUGUUUUCUCUGAACCAAAGGUAACAGUGAAUCCUCCUCACCACAAUUCUGCAUACCGCACUCCUGAAAUGAACAUUGUUCAGGCACCAGUUGUAUUUGGAAGGGGUCCUCAAACUGGUUUCAACAAUUAUCCAAUGAACUUAAACCGGACUGGUAAACCGGUAGUGCAACCAAUGAAGAGUGAUGACUAUUUCAAAAACCUUAUAAGGGAACAUGGUACCGCGAAUCAUGAAACUAACCAAUACCAUUCACAAAAUGGAAAAUUCAAUGGACGCAUUGAUCAAAAUAAGGUUCAGAAACAGUGUAUAUACUAUGGCACUGCGAGAGGUUGUCAGAUGGGUGAUAGAUGCGUCUGUGUGCAUGACCGAUUGAGACCUAAUUUUGAAGCCGAGGCUCCAGGGGCUAAGAGGUUGAAGUUUGGAAGCUAUGAUAGAAAUAAUUUUUGAACAUAUAAAUUCUGACUCUUGAUUCAUUCCAAAUCAGCAAGUAGAAUUUUGUCUUUAGUAAAAAAAAAACCUGAGUUGAAACAAUUUCAAAUUUGAUUAAUUUUUGUUCUUCAA
This is a messenger RNA of Brassica napus (rape), 5915 nucleotides long. Its product is annotated as zinc finger CCCH domain-containing protein 45. Lineage: Eukaryota; Viridiplantae; Streptophyta; Magnoliopsida; Brassicales; Brassicaceae. The transcript is spliced from 8 exons. The coding region runs from base 4302 to 5801 and encodes 499 amino acids. The record is from RefSeq and is a predicted model, not a curated record.